CUGGUUGUUUUCCUUGACCCCAACCGGCUCUGUUUCAGAACUGCCUCCUUGCUUCCAGGAAACUGGUGCUCCGCGUGCUUUGCUACGAGUGUCUCCGGCUUCAUUGUCUGCCUUUCACCGCUCCCACCCCCUUAUCUCUAUCCUUUCCUAUCUCUACCGACUUCCCCCUCGCCCCCGUUUCCGCCUUCUGCCCAAUGUGAUUUCCGCGGAAGGCGGCGGCGGCCGGUGCGGAGGAUGGCGGAGCUUCUGGCGGGGCCGAGAAAACAUUUCUUGGAUUUGCCUUGGGAAGACAUCUUGUUCCCUCAUGUUCUUUCGUAUCUUCCUCUGAGACAGCUCUUGAAUCUGCAGAGAGUCAGCAAGGCAUUCCGGAAUCUAAUCCAGCUGUACCUUACCAACAUGCGCUCUUUUGAUUCUAGUCAGGUUGGAUCUCCUAUUCCAAAAGCUGCAUUCUCUUUCUUACUAAGAGACAAUAAAGUGCUGCAGCAUCUAGCCUUGCAAAACUGCUCUGACUGGUUAUCUGACAAGGAGCUGCUUCCUGUGAUUGGUCAAAACCAUCAAUUGCAACAGAUUGAAUUGAAUGGCUGCAUACAGCUGAGCCGCCAUGCUUUGGUGGCCAUCUCUUUGGGCUGCCCCAAUUUACGCCAGCUUUCUUUGGCCCAUUGUGAAUGGGUGGAUGGACUUUCCUUGCGGAGCCUCGCUGAUCACUGUAAAGAGCUUGAAUCCCUUGAUCUUACAGCCUGCCGGCAGCUGAAAGAUGAAGCUAUUUGCUAUCUUGCUCGAAGAUGCAACAGAUUAAAAUCACUUUCGCUGGCUGUUAAUGCAAAUGUUGGUGAUAUGGCUGUAGAAGAGAUUGCCAAAGCCUGUUCUGAUCUGGAGCACUUGGACCUCACAGGCUGCCUGCGAGUUAAGAACAACUCCAUUAGGACCUUGGCUGAGUACUGUCCUAAGCUGCGUGCCUUGAAGGUGAAACACUGUCAUGAUGUUGUGGAAUCCAGCCUGAGCAUAUUGCGUAGUCGUGGAGUGGAGCUGGAUGUUGAACCUCCAUUGCAACGUGCCCUAGUUCUCUUACAGGAUGUAGUGGGCUUUGCCCCAUUUAUUAAUCUUCAGAUCUAAUGAAAGGAAGAUACUAGAGACUGCCUCUGGGUAAUCCUACAAAGACGUUUAAAAGUCAAAGAUUUCACCUUUAUCAUUGUGAACUGGGCCUGUUUUGAGCUAUUACUUCUUCACGUGGAAGUCUGUGUUGGAAAAACAAACAAUAUGCAUUCACAUGAACAGUAUAAUUUCCAGCUUGCGUUACGAUGCUUCUCAUUAAUUGGUCUACAAAUCUAUUAUUAAAGAUACUCUAGAGAUUGAUCUGAACUUUCUUCGUAAAGUAGCUCCAAGCUAUAGCGUUGUUGAAUCUGUUAUCCAGCUAUCUUUUCAUAUGGAUCUCGACAAAUCAGUUUGGAAAUACUGUGGGAAGAUAAUCAAAACUCCUUGGAGCCAGGAGAUGGGCAACACUAUCACCUUCCUGCUGUUUUGAACUGAAUACUUGAGGAAUACUACUGCACCUGUUUAGAGUUGCUGCUUUCUUUUAGUUUUGUAGUUCUCUGUUCUUUUCAGGGUUAAAGGAAAGACACUUUAAAUCAAGCUUGAAGUCUCAGUAACUGUGUGGACAUAACCAUGCAAUUUUAUUAGCAGCAGUAUGGAGGUGGUUUGCCAUUGUCUUUUGGGAUUCCAGUCUUAUCUAUAGCCCUAAUAUUCCCUGGUGAUCCAAGUAUUGCAAAACAUUUCAAAUUGAACUGUUCCUCAUUUGAAACAUGCUGUUUCAACUCUGAAGCACCUUGCCUUGAAUGAGAAGUACCUACUCUGAGGAAUUUGUGUUUCAGGCUCAAAACAGUUGUGCUCCAUGUGUGAAACUGUUGUUUCAAGACAGUUCAGUUCAAAAUGUUCUGCAUAUCCCUGCUACUUAGUUUCUGAGCCUAAACAUGCUCAGAAUUACAGAACAGAUGGUUUCUGGUACUAGAGGAUUAUAAUACUGACAUCCACAAAAUUGUCUUCUUUGAAAGAUAAAGGUGGUAAUUAUGUGUAUGGUUGAAAUUACUAUAACUAAUAGUUAAAUGACCAGAAAACUGUUGGAAAGUUCCAUUCUGAAAGAGAGCAUACUUCAUAGUAAUGUUAGAUGAAUAUGGUUAAAUUAUGCAUAAAGCCUUGUGGAUCAGCAAAAGUAUUCUGUUAACAGUUGUAGAUCUUCCGUAUGCAGAAGAUGAGUUUUAAAGAUUAUAUAUCAACUAACUGGGAAUCCUAAUCUCUUAGAUAAGUAAGGAGUUUAUUGUCCCAGUUCUUGGCCAGUAACUAGUAAAUCAAGUACUUCCUUGAGAAUACACAGGAUGAAGUCAAAUAACUCAGUGGAUCUUGUUUUUCUUGGCUUAAUGCUGAUCUAUGUUAAAUCCCUCUCUUUAUUUAUAACCUUGCAUUCUCCUUUUGAACUAGUCUGCUUUUCAGUAGAAUAUCACCACCAGUUUUGUGGAUUGUAGCCAGAAAGUGUUCAUUAUAGUUAGUCUCAAAGUAUGUGCAAAGUCAAUUAUGUUAAGAUGGCUGAUCCAUCUCUGAAUUAUGCUUGGGAAACUGGUAAAGUCAGAAUAUCUUUUCUAGUAAAAGUGACUGAAUCUCAGUUACAAACAAAAUUUACUUGUCUCACUUUAUCAAGAGGCAUAAGUCAGUACUGUGGAAUACAGUUGUGCAAUCCAAACGUGCAUGAGGUGUGCUUCCGAUUUUAAUACUGUACAGAAAAACAGUAUGUAUUUCAGUUCUCAAAAAUUUGGGAAUUAAUAGAAUACAUAUAUUGUCUUUGCCCAAAACCUGCAGUAUCUAAUUCAGUUUAGACAGAGUUUUUGUUUGUGUGCUGCUGCUUAUUUGAUGGGUACUAUAAUAAUUCUAAAUGUAGAGCUGCAUACUCUUUCUUUUGAGAAGGGUAUAUUGCACUAUAAAGAAGGAUUUUUUUUCAGACAGUUGCAGCUUGUUAAAAUUACAUAUGUUACCUUGCUUAAUGUUAUCUUCUUUGCAAUUAUAAUUCUCAGAGGUUGGUGAUCAUGGAUACAAUUCAUGCAAGUAGAAUUUGAUGAGUUGGGGUAUGUUAGAUCAGAUUAAUUUUUAGAGAUAUAACUUCCUUUAAGGAAUGAAACUAUUACUGUUUUCCCCACCCUAUCAGUGGUGUCUGAAAGGCUGAAUUGAAUCACAUAAUUUAAGAAAACUUUAGAAAGCAAACUUUUGUUUAAGUUUAAAUAUGGUACUGGUUGAUCUUGUUGCUUAGGAGAAUUCAUUGUGAAGCAGACAAAUAUCCCUUGGAAAAUUAAAAAAAAAAAUGCCUAGCGAAGUUGCAAUGCUGUUACUGAUCCUCUGCUGGCAGAGCUAGAGUUGAGGGCUACAAGUAUAAUUUAAGCCAUUACACUCACAAAAUAAAUCCGCUUUAAUGUAUUUUGUCUACAUUUGCAGGAUUUCUACUAAAGUUUUUAUUUCUUCUUGGCCUUGCAUGACUGUAAAUAAUUAUUAUUCAGGCAAGGCUAGAUAAUAAACUUCAGCAACCUCCUUUCA
This is a messenger RNA of Candoia aspera, 3573 nucleotides long. RefSeq names its product F-box and leucine rich repeat protein 15 (gene FBXL15). Bases 235 to 1113 code for a protein of 292 amino acids. Gene Ontology annotation, biological process: SCF-dependent proteasomal ubiquitin-dependent protein catabolic process. The record is from RefSeq and is a predicted model, not a curated record. Gene Ontology annotation, cellular component: SCF ubiquitin ligase complex. Lineage: Eukaryota; Metazoa; Chordata; Lepidosauria; Squamata; Candoiidae. Gene Ontology annotation, molecular function: protein binding. The transcript is spliced from 4 exons.